AUGUCUCAGUCGACGCCUACUACAAGUGUCAAAACCAGCUUCGAGCUGGCCUUGAACAAGUUUCGUGCUCAGCUUUCGAGUGAAGAAAAAAAUAAAUUUAGUGUGACAAAAAAGGAGGAUCUGCAGGUCGCCAUUAUCAACAUACAAAAUGAGCAGCGACUCUCAAAGAAGAUGGUGAAUAUUAGGCGUGCUCAGGGGUUCAUUGAGGCCAUGGAACAGUUUGGCAAGGUAGUAGAGGUCUUUGGCAACUCGUGUGAGAUUUUGGCAUUUGUCUGGGGCCCCAUGAAGUUCCUCCUCUUGUCUGCAAAAUCUUGGACCGACUCGAUUGAUGAGCUAUUAGAGACCUAUCAGCAUAUCGCCGAUAGCCUCCCAGUCUUUUCAGGCUACGAUACCCUCUUCAAAGAAGAUGGUAGAAUGCAAGAAACCCUGAAGCACGUGUGGGAGGUGAUUCUCGAUUUUCACUUGGAAGCACUCGCACAUCUCCGGCAGAGAAUGGCAAAGCAUAUCUUCCGUGCUGUGUGGAACAACUUCAAAUCUCGCUUCCGGCCAAAGUUAGAUGAUCUUCAUCGGCUCAAGGAGCUUGUUGACAGACAAGCUGCUCAGCUGCACAUCAGCCACUACGAGGCCGACAGAACCAGCACUGAUACCAAAUGGGCGCAACUCUUUGCUGAGCUGGCGGAGAACCGCAAGAAAUAUGCAGCAGAGAAAGAGCAUCAGAGCUUACAGAGGUACCGGGAAAUCCUCAGAUGGAUUAACGCCCCUGCGGUGAUUCGAGAUCACGAGGAGCAGCUUAGAGUACGCGAGGACUUGCACAAAGCAACGGGUAAACAGACAGGUAUCUGGAUUCUUAAACACAAAGAAAUACAGAGCUGGUUAGGCCUUGAUAUACCCAGGUCGUCCAUCGUCUGGUUACACGGUUUCCCUGGAGCUGGAAAGUCUGUGCUUGCAUCCGUGCUCAUCGAGGAGCUUCGAGAAAAAAAGCCGGCUCCGGUGGCUUUCAUGUACUGCAAGUAUCGGGAUCCGCAGAGAAACUCAAUGCUCAACAUCCUCCGAGCGAUUCUGGCCCAGCUCCUCGAGGCGAACCGAUUGGACCCACGCCUGGCUGACUUGAGUCCAUACUAUUACGACGAAGGUCUGGCGAAGGGCGGACUCUUCCUCGAAUCCAUCAAGCUCUGCAAGAGUCUUCUCAAGCUCAUUCUGAGAAACAUCCCCAAGGCAUAUGUUGUGCUGGACGGACUCGACGAGUGCGAGGCUGAUCAGCGCAAACAGAUUCUCGAAUUCAUGAUCGACGUUAUCAAAACUUGUGACGGCCAGCAGCCUGGGAGCUUGAGGUUGCUGGUUUUAAGCCGUAACGAGCCUGAUAUUAGGAGGCAUCUCAAUGCUGAAACUCAAAUAUCAACUCUGCCAGAAAAUAUCGAGAGCGAUAUCAGUAUCUACAUGAACUAUUAUUCGCAGCUCAUCCAAGAAAAACACUGUUUUGAGGACUCAGAGAGGGAAUAUAUAGCUCAGCACGUCACAGACCGUGCCCAAGGAAUGUUCCUCUUCGCCAAGCUGGUUGCAAAUAAUCUGUUAGCACAGCCAACAAAGCUCCUGGUCUCGGAAGAACUCAGUCCAUCCCGAUUUCCCAAAGACUUGGGACAAGCCUACGACCGAACUAUGCACCGUAUUAUCCAGACCGACAGCGACGAGGAGAAGAAGACGGCUUUGAAAAUCCUCCAGCUGCUUUUGUGUGCUCGAAGAGCCCUUAAGUGGCAUGAGAUUCAGGCUGCGGUAUCCAUAAACAUAGCCACGCACAGCCUCGACCAUGACCAGUACGCAAUGUCUCUCCUAUGCUUGCAGUACUUGACAUUCGACUGCAACUUCGACUCAGAAUACCAGCCAACGCUGGAAAAUGUGGAGGGGCAGUCGGCCUUCCAGGAUUACGCCGCUGCCCACUGGGCAGACCAUGUCCUCAAAACGAUCGAGGAAGCAGGCAGGGCAGUAGGCAAAUAUGAGCCACACAUACCAUCUGAGGAAAUGGAAUAUGCAAUUAGAGAUUUCAGCGAGAUAUAUCGUGGGGAUCUCGUCGUGGGAGAGGACAUCUCUCCUCCAAGCGUUGAAGCCCUGUCGAGACUUGGACUCUCGCAAGAUUUCGAUCUAAUUUGGCGGAUAGCUCAGCAUAUAACCUCGCUACGAGGGACCGGUGAUCCUGACGAUGCCGUUCACCCAUCGACACUGGAAAGUGCCAUCAAACGAAGCCGCGCCGCGCUGGAGAGUAGGGCUCUUCAAUCAGACCCGCGCGAGAAGCGAAUCCUGGCCGAGUAUUACGGCGAGAACUUCUUCAAAUGCUCGAGGCGAACAUGCUACCACUUCCACGAAGGUUUCAAGCUUCGGCGAGAUCGUGAAACCCACUCAAAUCGCCACGAGAAGCCUUUCCAAUGUACUGAGCCAGGCUGCGACUAUAGAUUGUAUGGCUUGGCGUCGAUGAGGGAGCUAAAGAGGCACCGUCGAACUUGUCAUCCAGGCAUAGACAAGUGUUCCGCGUCUUUUCCAAGACCUCCAAAAAAGCCUCAACCUCGCAAAGCCGCAGAACUCAAGUUCAAGUGCGAAAUUGAGGGCUGCACAGCAGCAUUUUCACGCAGGACGGUUUUGAGGAGCCAUGCUCAGUUGCACGCGCUCAACACCCGUGGAGGGCAUAGGAUUUGUAGCAAUGCCACAUGA
Pyricularia grisea is the source of this 2700-nucleotide messenger RNA. RefSeq lists its product as uncharacterized. NCBI's taxonomy places the organism in Eukaryota, Fungi, Ascomycota, Sordariomycetes, Magnaporthales, Pyriculariaceae. Bases 1 to 2700 code for a protein of 899 amino acids. The record is from RefSeq and is a predicted model, not a curated record. The transcript has 7 exons.